GCUCUGACGUCACCGUGGUGGAAGCGGAGGGGGAGGGGAGGCGCGGAGGUUGCUGGGAGCCAAGAUGGCGGCGCUGGGACGGCUCGGGGCCGCGCUCAGGAACCUCUGGGCCAAGGAGCCGGUGAUCACCGUGAGCAUCGGCAUCGCUGCCCUGGCUGUGGUGUCCCCGUUCAUCAGCCCCUACACCAAGUACUCGGCCAUGAUCAACCAAGCCACGCCGUACUCGUACCCGGUGCCGCUGCGGGAUGAUGGGAACCUGCCGGAUGUCCCCUCCCACCCCUGUGACCCCGAAGGGCCCAACCUCGAGUGGCUCAAGAGGCUCUGAAGGGGACCCCAAUAUGGGGGGAGAGGCCCCAUUGUAAAGG
Neopsephotus bourkii (Bourke's parrot) is the source of this 365-nucleotide messenger RNA. RefSeq names its product NADH:ubiquinone oxidoreductase subunit A3 (gene NDUFA3). Bases 65 to 325 code for a protein of 86 amino acids. Gene Ontology annotation, cellular component: mitochondrial inner membrane. NCBI's taxonomy places the organism in Eukaryota, Metazoa, Chordata, Aves, Psittaciformes, Psittacidae. The transcript is spliced from 4 exons. The record is from RefSeq and is a predicted model, not a curated record.